Molecule: messenger RNA, 855 nt
Organism: Marchantia polymorpha subsp. ruderalis
Lineage: Eukaryota; Viridiplantae; Streptophyta; Marchantiopsida; Marchantiales; Marchantiaceae
Source: the annotation of a GenBank genome assembly
AUAUUACAUGGCCCCUCCGGGUGUUGAUCUAAAUUGAGUGCACCGUUGAACUGUCCACUGGUCAUGCUCGCAGUGUGCAGUUGGACAGUGAGUCGCGGAUUGUCUCUAGACAUCAACUUCAUUUCUUUCAUCCUAUGUGUUCGGUGUUACUAGACAUGUUGACUAAACACACGAAUUGCUGAGAAAAUGCGGAUGUCGUGGUAGAAUUGUCAGGAUUCCUAGUGAGGAGUUGGUCUUCGUCACGUUGGGAGGCACCUGCAUCAUUGUUCUUAUACAGGUUUCGAUUGGCGUGUUGAGUAGGACCAGAGGAGAUGGUGAGAAUUUGCGCUGUCCGGACGCUUUGUGUAAGGAUUGAGUCGCCUUCUUCCUUCUCCUGUGUUUCUACUCUACAUGUUCUCAUCAUAACGGAGUCUCCUCACCUGAUCACCGUGACGUAAUGUGCAUUGCGUCUUAUGUUCUGAAAUUAAUCUUAACCUGACGAUUUCUGGGGGAAUUUUGACAACUCGUGUGCUCUGCGAGAAAGCUGUAUAUUCUAUAGAGAGCUGCAGCUUAGUAGCGACCAUGGCCUUCUGCCCUUCCUCUCUCAUCUAGGAUAGCGAAGGUUCACAUGUGCGUAGUCAUUCCUACUUUUCUCACUGGAAGACCGAAAUCUGGGCAACACAAGUCUGACAUUGUCGAUAUGUAACCAGCACGUCCAUUCUUCGCCAAUGUCUUGCAAUACUUCAGAUGUGACGUAACGAUGAUAGUUUGAUGUGUGAAGACUUUAUCCACCAAGUACCUGUCUUGACGUAUCCAUGUGGUGCACCCUCAUGUUUGAUCACAUUUGACAUUUAACCAUACUAUUUGUCUUUUCCA